AUGAGCCCCUUUCAUAAUUACUCAACCAAAGUGAAUUCAACGUUGCUGCCCCAUAACCCAUCAAAUUGCGGUUGUCAAAUAUAUAAGGAAUUGCCGCAUAGGGCUGAAUUGCCCUCCUCCACUCGAAUUUGCUUCCGUGUCUACUGUCUCUGUUAUGUCCUUGUUAUCAUCACCUCUUUUCUACAUAGAACUGAACUCGAACGAAAACGACUGGACAAUUCUCAUCACAUUUCAAUUUGUUGCACUUAUACAAUGUGUCAUAUCCCCAACUCCCAGAAUAGCCCCGUGGUGAUAAACAAAGAAAGGACUCACUGUCUAAAACCUCAACGCCUAAGAAGAUGGUUCGUUUACUUCCUUCUUUUCUUCCAAAGUUUAACGCUGACAAUUUCGCCGACGGGAGCUUCUGAGCAAGAAUCUUUAAAUAAUUCCACCAUCCUUGAAAGAACUCUUCGAAGUACCAUCAACUUACGCAAAGUUGUGAAGGUUGAUUCCUACUAUUUAAAAAUUGUCGAUGGAAAUCUUAAAAAGCCUCAGCAAGAACUUUUCGCCAAUAUUCGAGAAAAUGGAAGCUUGGAACUGUCGCAUAAACCAAAUGGUGAGUUAGCCUUGGAGUAUUGGUCCUUAUUAUCCACGACAAUGCUUAAAACUAAGGCAAUUUUUAAUCAGGGACAAGCCACUGAACACGCCAGGAACGAAAUGGAAUAUUGUAAACUGGAGGGUAUAAUGAACUCAGGAUUUUUUGAGUCAAAACUUGAAUUCUGGGGGCAUUGGGUUGUCCACUUUCUUAAAGGAGGAAUAAUUCAUUAUUUCAUUGUCCAAAUGUUCCAAAGACCCAAUAUCUUGAUGUCAUGUCGAAUUCGUGCUGCACAGUUGAUCUAA
Rodentolepis nana is the source of this 879-nucleotide messenger RNA. Lineage: Eukaryota; Metazoa; Platyhelminthes; Cestoda; Cyclophyllidea; Hymenolepididae. The record is from the annotation of a GenBank genome assembly.